Messenger RNA from Onychostoma macrolepis, 5639 nucleotides. Its product is annotated as NACHT, LRR and PYD domains-containing protein 12-like. Gene Ontology annotation, molecular function: protein binding. Bases 1236 to 4685 code for a protein of 1149 amino acids. The transcript has 14 exons. The record is from RefSeq and is a predicted model, not a curated record. Lineage: Eukaryota; Metazoa; Chordata; Actinopteri; Cypriniformes; Cyprinidae.
UCUGUUUACGUACGCAGUACAUUGCAGGUUGUAAUCUAAAGCAUUACCGUGAAAUGCAACUGGCUUUUGUCUUUGUGUGUAUGAAAUACUGUAAUCAUGUCAUGUAAUCCAUUCAGUCCAAUACUUAAUGGGGUUGCAAUUAUUUAGCUAGCAUUAGCAUGCAAGUAAAUUCAAGUAGUUUGCUGCCAUGUACUGACGUGGAUCAGCAAGACUGUCUCUGAGUUACACUGAAACAAGUGAAUUUUAGACAGUGGUCUACACAAUAAUUACUUCACUGAUCUGUCAUCACAUCAAUCCACCUCAUGUUUGCCGUACAGGUGUUUGUCUUUUGUCUUUUGCAGUCUCUGUCUUCUAGCUUCAGACCUUUUCUGCUUUUUUGGCCAAAAGGGGAACAUUCUUUGUUUCCUUUCUGUAUAUAAUUAAAUCUAAUUUAAAUAACAAAUGAUUUUCAUGCCACUAAGAGGAACAAUUUGAAGUUGACUGUUUACUCACUGCCUUUAAUUCACCGUCACAACAUGGUUUAUUGCAGCUUUGGCAUUAAAGAAUGUUAGAAUGUACGCGAGUCCUGAACAUUAGGAUACUUUGGAAGAUAAUUUUAUUUUCAGUCCAGUAAUCCUGGUCUAAUUGUUCUUUAGUUUGUCCUACAACAUGUGAGUGGCAGGAGUUCAGAAACCAUUCAGAAAUAUUAACAGGUUGAAGUUCUGAAGAAAACCCCCUGCAAAGUCCUUUAUGAAAAUGCAGAAAUAAAAAAGAGUUUCAGAAGUUCUGAUCAAUAUGCAGUUCAGCGGAGGAACAGGAAACAUCAACAUUGUCAUUAUUCAUGCUGUGGGUCGGUGAAGGAGGAUGGCGUCUGCUGAAGAGCUGCUCGUGAACUCACUGAAGGAGCUGGUAGAAGCUGAACUGAAGGAGUUUCAUUGGCACUUAAUAAAUGCAUGUCAUAAGCGUAUGUCAAAGUCAGAAAUGGAAAAGGCAGAUAUAUUCGACACAGUGGAUAAGAUGAUGGUGUGUUUUGGAGCUGCUGUUCAACACAACAGUUUCAGAGGAGGAAAUAGAAAAGUCUGCAAAUAUUAUUUGAGAUUAACAGGUUGAAGUUCUGAAGAAAACCCCCUGCAAAGUCCUUUAUGAAAAUGCAGAAAUAAAAAAGAGUUUCAGAAGUUCUGAUCAAUAUGCAGUUCAGCGGAGGAACAGGAAACAUCAACAUUGUCAUUAUUCAUGCUGUGGGUCGGUGAAGGAGGAUGGCGUCUGCUGAAGAGCUGCUCGUGAACUCACUGAAGGAGCUGGUAGAAGCUGAACUGAAGGAGUUUCAUUGGCACUUAAUAAAUGCAUGUCAUAAGCGUAUGUCAAAGUCAGAAAUGGAAAAGGCAGAUAUAUUCGACACAGUGGAUAAGAUGAUGGUGUGUUUUGGACCAGAAGAAGCUGUGAAGAUCACAGUAGACAUCUUGAGGAAGAUGAACCAGAAUAAUCUGUCUGAGCAGCUGGAGAACAAACACAAGCAAGGUCAGGCUGAGGGCCAAAUGAAGGCAUCUGUCCCUGCUGAAGCUGAUUCACAACAGAUCUGCAAUCAACACAAAUACUCAGAGACAGCAGAGAAACACACAGAAAAACAAGGAUCAGCUUCAGAGGACAGUAAAGCUUCCCUUUAUGAUUACACAGAAAUCAGCUUUAGACUGAAGAAAAAAUUAAUACAGAGCUACAAGAAGAUAUUGGUUGGUAGUUCUCAGAGAGGUCAUAGGAAAUACCUGAACAAUAUAUACACUGAUUUAUAUGUGGUGGAAAAUGAGACUGGUGGAAGAAUGAACGACCACGAGGUGAUACAGAUUGAAACAAAUCACAACCGAUUGACUGCCAAGGAGAUGCCUAUCAAAUGUAAUGACUUGUUCAAAGUCCAUUGUGACACAGGUCAACAAAAUGGAAAAGUGCUGACAAUGGGGAUUGCAGGAGUAGGAAAAACAGUCUCUGUCAAUAAAUUCAUCCUUGACUGGGCUGAAGGAAAAGAAAAUCAGGAUAUAGUCUUCAUAUUUCCACUUCCAUUUCGUAGGCUGAAUUUGAUUAAAGAAGAGUUCAGUCUCAUAGGACUGCUUAACGAAUACUUCUUUAGUUGUCCUGAAGAAUUGCCCUCUCUUCCUGAAGGUGAUGGUAAGGUCAUGUUCAUCUUCGAUGGGCUGGAUGAAUGUUGCUUCCCUUUGAGCUUUAAAGAGGGUGACAGAUUUACAGAUUUUAAUGGAAAAACAACAGUGAGUAACAUAAUAACUAACCUGAUCAAGACACAUCUGGUUCCUUCUGCUCUCAUAUGGAUCACAUCCAGACCAGCAGCGGCCAGUCUAAUUCCCCGAGACUACAUUGAUCAGGUGACAGAGGUACGAGGCUUUAACGAUGAGCAGAAAGAGCAAUAUUUCAACAAAAAUAGUAGUCCUGAGGUUGCUGGAAACAUCAUCCGUCACAUCAGGAAAUCCAGGAGCCUGUAUAUCAUGUGCCACAUCCCCGUAUUCUGCUGGAUCUCUCUCACUGUUCUUCAGCCUCUGGUGACUCAAAAGAGCAAUCCCAAAACACCUACAACUCUCACAGGGAUGUACACAAACUUCUUACUUACUCAGCAGCAACAGAUGGAGAACAAAUACAACCAUGAUCCUGAAUCUAAAGCCAAUCCCAGGUCUUUUAAUGAGAUUCUUCUGAAGCUUGGAAAACUGGCCUUUCUACAUCUGGAGAAAGGUCAGCUGAUUUUCUACAAAGAAGAUCUUGAAGAAUGUGGACUAAAUGUCAGUGAAGGGUCAGUGUACUCUGGGUUAUGCACCCAGAUCUUUCAGGAGGAAAAGGCUGUUUCAACAAGAAAUGUUUUUAGCUUUGUACAUCUCACCGUCCAGGAAUUCCUUGCUGCACUCUAUGUGUUUUUGAUUAGCAAAUAUGAGAAAACAAACCUAUUAAUUAAAUCAUGGAGAGAAAAGCUGACUUGGAAACUGUCCAAAAAGCCAAUAUUUAAGCUUCAUAAGGCUGCAGUCAAGAAAGCUUUACAAAGUGAGAAUGGACACCUGGACCUUUUUCUCCGGUUCCUCCUGGGUCUCUCACAGGAGUCCAACCAAAGUGACCUGAAGGAACUACUGCCAGGACUGGAACUGAAAACAAAGAAUGUCAAAGACACAACUGACUAUAUCAAAAAGAAGAUAGAGAUAGAGAGAUCAACAGAGAGGACCAUCAAUCUCUUCUUCUGUCUGAAUGAACUGAAAGAUGACUUUGUGGAAGAAAUCCAGAGGAAUCUGAGCUCAGGAAUACUUUCAGCACAGAAUCUCUCCGCUGCUCAGUGGUCUGGUCUGGUGUUUGUGCUCCUGAUGUCAGAAGAGACUCAAGAGAAGUUUGAACUGCAGAAAUACAGAAGAUCUGAUGAAGCACUGAUGAGACUGUUGCCAGUGAUCAAAAGCACCAGAAGAGCACUGCUACAGAACUGUAAUCUCACUGCUCAGUGUUGUGAGAGUUUGUCAUCAGCUCUGCAGUUCUCAGACUCUGUCCUCAGAGAGCUGGACCUGAGUAACAAUGACCUGCAGGAUUCAGGAGUGAAGCUUCUUUCUGAUGGACUGAAGAGCUGUAAGCUGGGGAUAGUGAGACUUUCCAUAUGUAAUCUCACUUCGCAUUCUUGUGAGAGUUUGUCAUCAGUUUUACAAUCCUCAAACUCUGUCCUGAGAGAGCUGGACCUGAGUAACAAUGACCUGCGGGAUUCUGGAGUGAAGCUGCUUUCUGAUGGACUGAAGAGUCCAAACUGUAAACUGGAGAUAAUGAGAUUUUCCACUUGUAAUCUCACUGCUCAUUCUUGUGAGAGUUUGUCAUCCGAUUUGCAAUCCUCAAACUCUGUCCUGAGAGAGCUGGACCUGAGUAACAAUGACUUGCAGGAUUCAGGAGUGAAGCUUCUUUCUGAUGGACUGAAGAGUCCGAACUGUAAGCUGGAGAUUUUGAGAUUGUCUGGCUGUAUGGUGACAGAAGAAGGCUUCAGUUAUGUGUCUUCAGCUCUGAGUUCAAACCCCUCACACUUGAGAGAGCUGGAUCUGAGCUAUAAUCAACCAGGAGAUUCAGGAGUCAAACUGCUCUCUGAAAAACUGGAGGACCCAAACUGCUCACUGGACAAACUCAAUGUGGAUCAUGGAGGAGAAUCCAGGAUUAUAGCAGGACUAAAGAAAUAUGCCUGUUUUCUCACACUGGAUCCAAACACAGCAAACAAGCGUCUCGUUCUGUCUGAGGAGAACAGAGAGGUGACAAAUGUGGAAAAGAAACAGUCGUAUCCCGAUCAUCCAGAGAGAUUUGGUCGUGCGUAUCAGGUGUUGUGUAGAGAGAGUGUGUGUGGACGCUGUUACUGGGAGGUUGAGUGGAGUGGAGAUGAUAUUGUGCUAAUAUCAGUGUCAUAUAAGAGCAUCAGCAGGAAAGGAUGGGAUGAUGAGUGUGUGUUUGGACGUAAUGAUCUGUCCUGGAGUUUGAUCUGUUCUCUCUUAGGUUACUCAUUCAGACACAACAAGAUACAGAAUGAUCUCCCUGUAAAGUCCAUCAGCAGGAAAAUAGGAGUGUAUGUGGAUCACAGUGCAGGAACACUGUCCUUCUACAGUGUCUCUGACACAAUGAGCCUCAUCCACACAGAACAGACCACAUUCACUCAGCCGCUCUAUCCUGGGUUUAGUGUUUAUAAGGGAUCAGUAGCACUGUGUUGAUGAAUCAGAAUAGAAUGCCUUUGGCCCUGCACCCAUGUUUGACUAUGUAUUCUGAUAUGCCCAUGUGUUGUCCAAUGCCUGUUCUACCCAUAAUAUUUUGAGCUGCAUGAUAAAUCAGCAACAGUGAGAUGUUAUAAAUUCUCUUCUCUUCAUUGAAUUAAUACUGCAGCUGUGUCACUGAAAUAACAUGUCAGAAUAAACAUGUCUAAUAAAUCCUCAUAUAGUCAGUAAGUAUAGUGUGUAUGUGUGUGUCAUGUGUAUCUGUGCUUUUCUCUAUUUGUGUUGAUGGAAAUACUGUCAUUUAGCUUUAUUACAGUGUCACAAAUAAUUUGUUAUUAUUACCAUAAAAAUUACAUUUUAAUUUUUAAAGCACUUUUCAUAAACUUGUCUUUUUAAAGAACAUAAAAAAAAUAAUUGAAUGCAAAUAAUAAAACAAUGACGAAUCAACCUCUUAUUUUAAUUCAUGUUGAAUAUUUAAAAUGUUACUGACUGUAAUGUAUCAUUACCUGCACUGUGAAAUAUAAUCAAUACCUCAAAAGACCAAAAUGACCUUUAUCGGAAUUUCUGGGUAUUAUAAUCAAGAGGGGAAAAAAUCAGAAUAAUCAUAAUGAGCUUUAUUUUCAUAUGUUUACACAUGUGUAGCAGUUGUUCCUCUGCGUUGUGUUGAUUUUUGUGUUGUUAAUAAAGAAAUUUUCACACGAAGCUGGUUUUUGUCACAGGUGAUUUAAUUUCAGUACCUGAAUAGUAAAACACAUAAACACACAGCUACUGCUCUCAGCGAUGCUUGCUCUGCAUUGCCUCUCUCCUCUAAUGUCAUGGCCAGAAAGAGAGGACACAAUUCACAAAACAUUUACAUUAUAUGUAAUAAUAUUAAUAGUAUAAACAAUAAUAUUAGGGACUGAGUCAUUGAGUGACACACUGUGCCUCAUCAGACUUAACCCAAAUCCUUCAAUU